This is a messenger RNA of Trichoderma aggressivum f. europaeum, 2784 nucleotides long. RefSeq lists its product as uncharacterized. Gene Ontology annotation, molecular function: protein binding. The transcript has 3 exons. Lineage: Eukaryota; Fungi; Ascomycota; Sordariomycetes; Hypocreales; Hypocreaceae. The coding region runs from base 1 to 2784 and encodes 927 amino acids. The record is from RefSeq and is a predicted model, not a curated record.
AUGUCGGGGUUCGAAAUCAUUGGCGCUGUGGCCGCUGCUGAACAAUUUGCCGAAGUCGCGUUCAAGACUAUCAAGCUGAUCAAAUCUGUUGCCGACCAAAUUCAAGAUGGCCCGGACCAAAUACAGCAAAAAAUUGGACGACUCGAAGGCCUCGCAUCGCUUGCUAAACAGAUACAAAAUACAAAGUCUUUGCAAACAGAAGAUAUUGGUAAAAUAUUGACUCGGUGCGAAUGCCAUGUGCAGUCAUUGCAAAAUCUCCUGCAAAAGAUUUCAUUUAAUCGCCGUGAUUCGAUUCGAAAAAGGACCUGGAGAGCUAUCUCUGGCCUGAAACAAGAAGCAAAUAUUUCAAACCUCUUCGACGACCUGGAUCACGAGUAUAACUCACUCAACACUCACAUGAAUCUUCGCAUUUUUACAAUCGCUGAAGAUAUACAAACCGGAUAUAAUUCAAUUGACAAAUCUAACACAACGGCCAAUUCCAGCCCCGAUUCUUUAAAAUGUCAGCAGGCGCUGUUCAUCACAGAUCCUGCAAUUGAUCGUGCCAAACUCAUCAACUCCAAAGGAGAGCUUGUACAAGGCACCUGCAACUGGGUUGCUCAGAAAAAAGAGUUUGUCGAAUGGAUGAAUUCCAAUGGAGGACUGCUCUGGAUAUCAGGUGGCCCUGGCCUUGGUAAAACCAUGCUAUCAAUUUACCUCACCGAGUACCUCUCGGUCUUUUUUCUUUCGUCUGGAGAUACGAGAACCCAUUAUUCAACUUAUUUCUUUUGUAAUGCCAAGGAUAAUACGCGCAACAACGCUGUGGCCAUCAUUAGGGGAAUACUCUUCCAACUCGUUGAGCAGAAAAAGGAACUUAUCCGACAUAUCCUUCCCAGAUAUGAAGUGCAAAAAGAGCAGUUAUUCUCUCAGAAUUCAUUUGAAACGGUCUGGAAAUUCUUUCUUGAAAUGACAAAUGAUCUCGGAAACUCGCAGGCGACUUGCAUCAUUGACGGUCUGGAUGAGUGUGAGCCAAUCUCACUGGAGCUCCUGCUUAAAAAUCUCAAGAAAAUCACAAGCACAUCGCCUAGGCUCAAAAUCAUUGUUUUGAGUCGAGAAUAUCCUCAAAUUUUUGGAGCAUUACUUGGUCAAUUUCCAAGAAUUCGCCUGGAUCCCGAUGCAAAAACCGAGGUCAAUCGCGGGCUUGAGCAGUAUAUCUCAACGCGUGUUGCAGAGUUGUCUGAGAGCAAGCAAUAUACACCUCAGCUAGCGAAUCAUGUUAAAGAAUGUCUAAUGGAAAAGUCCGCAGGCACAUAUCUGUGGGUAAGCUUCACUGUGAAAGAUCUUCAAACAAUGGAAAUAUCCGAAGUGGAAGAGAGCCUAAAUCAAUUCCCUCAGGGGCUUGAUGCUCUUUAUGAAAGAAUCCUUCAACAAAUCGAAAGCACACAGAGAGGCCUAAUCUUGAAUAUCCUUCGGUGGUGCACAUUUGCAGUUCGGCCGCUCUCACUCAACGAACUUGCUACCGCUUUAGAGAUCAAGUCCACUGGGCUGCUUGAUAGGGUCACAAUAUUGCGAGGAAAGCUUGCUUACUGCGGCCAUUUCCUAAACAUAACGGACGAUACCGUAACUUUGGUUCACCACAGCGCGUACGACUUUUUAACGCGCCAAAUUCCAAGCUCCGAGGCGAUACCUUGGUUUCCAUUGUCUAAUGUUGAAUUGGAGCAGUCAAAAUUGGCAUCUGCAUGUAUUUCUUAUUUCUAUGAUGUAUACUCCAAGGAUAAGGAUGCUUUCCUGGUUGAGACAGUUGAAGAUGAUGAAAGGAGAAAACUUCGCUAUCCCUUUUUUGAUUACGCAUCACGGCAGUGGACUCAGCAUUUUAAACAUUCUGGCCAACUGGGCGCGGAAAUAUUAGAUGAAUAUCCAAAAUUCUUCUCUGAUGAGUCGGAACUUCUCAAAUUAUGGAUGGAGUUGGCCAACACCAUAUGCUAUGCGGAUACGACGAAAGAACCGCAUAAGGCAAAGAAGUCAUAUUAUGACAAGCCAUUAAGUGGACAGGCUGAAUUAGCGGCCGAUUAUGGACUGACCGUUCUUAUGAAAAGAGCUCUCAAGAAAGACGGAAACACCGGAAGCACGCAUCUCCAAAUAGCCGCUGCAAAAGGACACGUUCCUAUCCUCGAGAUGCUCCUUGAGAACAAGGUGCAUAUUGAUUCACUAGAUUCAUUCGGCUACACAGCUUUAUAUUGUGCCGCUGAAAAUGGACACCUCCCUGCUGUCACUAUCCUCUUAGAAAACAAGGCGGACAUUGACUGCAAAAUGACUGAUGGGUGCACGGCGCUCUAUACGGCUGUGGUAGGAGGCCAUUAUAAAAUAGUCCAGUAUCUACUGGCGCGUGGUGCUCAUGUCACUGAUGGCCCAAAUGCCUCGGAGAGGACUUGUCCUUUGAAGAGAGCAGUUUCCUUGAAUCGACGAGAAAUAGUGAAGUUGUUUCUUGAAGGGGGGGCUGGCGAUCGACCGGGGGACGCUUUCCAACGACACUUCAUACCAAUGUUCAGCGUAUUUAUAGAAUAUUGGGCAGAGAGAUUUUGCGCCACUCCUUCGCAGUUUCGGGACAAAGUUGAGCUUGAAGACACCACAGCUCUCCAUAGUGUUUGCCAAACAGGAGAUCUGCCAUCAAUCCGUGUGCUUUUGGAUCCAAAAUGGAACCUCGACAUGAAUCGCCAGGACAAGAACGGAAACACAGCUCUCCAUUAUGCCGCAAUGACAGAGGAUGCGAUGGUGCGAGUCCUUUACAUGUCGCUGCACAAAGUUUAA